Miscanthus lutarioriparius is the source of this 645-nucleotide messenger RNA. NCBI's taxonomy places the organism in Eukaryota, Viridiplantae, Streptophyta, Magnoliopsida, Poales, Poaceae. The record is from the annotation of a GenBank genome assembly.
AUGCCUCGGCUGGAGUUCCAGGCGCCGCCGGAUGUGUUCUACAACGAGUCGGAGGUCCCCAAGUACACCACCUCCUCCCGUAUCAUCGAAAUCCAGUCUAGGAUUUCCGAGAGGGCGCUGGAGCUGCUCGCUCUUCCCAACGAUGGCGUCCCCAAGCUGCUUCUCGACAUAGGAUGUGGUUCUGGGCUUAGUGGUGAGACAUUGAUGGAGCAUGGCCACCACUGGAUUGGCUAUGAUAUUUCAAAAUGUUGCCUUGCUCAUGUAAGAGUCCGCGUCACGGCGUGCAAUGAUUCUUACACAUCACAGAUUAGUAGUGCUACUUUUGUUCUUCCGAUGUGUGAAGACUUGCAGGUGGCAACACCCGACACGAGCAUAAGAAGAUGCCUGUUGAGAGCAAAAUGGGAAACCACGAGUUGUAAAAACAGGGUCAAUGAAUUAGCAAAAUGUACUCUUUUUAAGAUCAAUUGUACUAAAGCACAAUUGUUCGGAGUUCAGGUGCUAAUAGUUAGCAUAUUAAAACUAGCAAGAUGCAAACGGAAACUGGCCCCUAGGCCGCAACCGAUUGAUCAAGGGCUGGCGCGGCAAAGCCGCGCCAUUCUUUCUAGUGAACUGAUGAUUCUGAUCACCGAAUGGUUGGCGGGAUGA